AUGGAAUUGGAUUACAAAAACAAUCACAUUGAACGUUUUAAUAAAAACAAACAAUAUUUCGAUGUUCAAGUUUCAGAGGCUGAGGACAUCUUGAAUAAUGAAAUAUCAAUUCAAAGGAGUCAACUAGCUGAACUGAGCCUGGAAAUAAGGAAUCUCAGAUUAGAAAACUCUCAGUUGGAAACCAAAAAUGAAGACGUUGAAGACUCAAAAUGUCAGUUAGAAAUUAGAAAUAAAGACAUGGUUGAAGUUAAUGGUAGAAUGAUAACCACUAUUACUGCACUUGAGCAUGAAAACAAUAUGCACAUUCUUGACACAAAGCAUGUGAGUCUGCAAUUGGAAAAAUUCAUCAAAAGGCAAGCGGACAAGAAAGAUGUAUGUGUACAAACAGAUGAACUAGUGAAUAAGGAUGAGGAAUUACAAAAAUUAGUGAGAAAUGAAAGAGCUUAUGAUGUAUCUACCAAGGAGUGUAGAAGGUUGAGUAAGAAAAUGAAAAACAAUUCGUGUCCUAGAGACAAGAAGAUUCGUAAAAGACGAUUCCCCUUGGUGAGCAACAACUCAGGAAACUGCAGCAAAAACCGAUAUGUAGCAAUAAGUAAUAUAAACAAGGAAAUUGAUGAGUUUCGAAUAGAGGUCGUUGAAGAUAAUGAAAAUUACAUCGAGCCAGAACUCAUACUCAAUAGUGAAAGAGUGUUGUAA
This is a messenger RNA of Phaedon cochleariae (mustard beetle), 696 nucleotides long. The record is from the annotation of a GenBank genome assembly. Lineage: Eukaryota; Metazoa; Arthropoda; Insecta; Coleoptera; Chrysomelidae.